Bufo gargarizans (Asiatic toad) is the source of this 3366-nucleotide messenger RNA. It is a transcript of the gene FBXO22, whose product is annotated as F-box protein 22. The transcript has 7 exons. The coding region runs from base 54 to 1277 and encodes 407 amino acids. Gene Ontology annotation, molecular function: protein binding. The record is from RefSeq and is a predicted model, not a curated record. Gene Ontology annotation, biological process: positive regulation of proteasomal ubiquitin-dependent protein catabolic process; protein polyubiquitination; regulation of skeletal muscle fiber development. NCBI's taxonomy places the organism in Eukaryota, Metazoa, Chordata, Amphibia, Anura, Bufonidae.
UCUUCCGGUGACAACAUAGCUGCCAGGAGCGACUGUGUUCUACAGAGGAGCGAAUGGGGGACAUGGACUCGUAUGGGGAAGUGCUGGAGAAUAAUGGCCCUCAAGUCCCCAGCAGCCCGGAGAGCGUGGACCACUACGUGCUCAGCACCCUGCCUGAAGUGGUGGAGAGAGUGAUGAGCUUUCUACCGGGCAAGGCUCUGCUGCAGGCAGCCUGUGUCUGUAGGUUAUGGAGGGAUUGUGCAUGGCGUAAACGGAAGGAGAGGCAGAGAGUGACGUGGAUAUCCGCUGUGGGGGCAGGGGAUCUGGAUUUGGGUGGCCACUCUUUGGUUCAAGUUGUCCAAGAAGAAUUAGAGAAAGUCUAUAUAAUACCAGAGAUGUUCCUGUACUUCACGGACUUUAAGUCACUUAAUGAUCACAGACCACGCAGUGGUCCAAAGAAAGCAAAAAAGAAACACGGUUUAGAAACUACAGCUUCCCUGGAGAAUCUUCUGCCAAAAGACUGUAAAAUUGUGGGACUUUCAACACCAGGAAUUGUAGUAACUCCCGGAGGGUCAGCAAGUAACCAACCUGUGGAAUUGGAAGACGGGGAGUCUGGCUUUGCAUUGCUGUUUCCAAAAAUCAAUGGGGUAAAAAUCCAACAUUUUCACUUCAGGGACUCAAAGACUGUAAUGUUUGAUGAGUAUAAACUCGAAGAGGCCGGCCUUAAAAAUAACCCAGAUCUGCGUGUGGUUCUGAUCUUUGGAUACAACACUUGGAAGCAUGGAGCAAUAUGGUUCCUACACAAAGUCCUUAAUCCUCUCAAUAAGAAAAGUAUUAUAAUUGCUGGCGGGCUAGCGGAAUGCCUGGCAUCAUUCUCCUCCCAACCAAAGACCCGACGCAGAGAUUGCAUUGGUGUUGUUGGACUGGCACUGAGUGGACCACAGAUCCAGGGAGCCACCAUUCUUCUAGACGAGGAUGUUUGUGAUGAAAAGACUACAGACUCUGCCAUGCAGCGCCUAAAAGCAGCAAACAUCCCAGAGGAGAAUAGCGUGGGGCUCAUGUUUGCCUGCGUUGGCCGAGGAGAGCAGCACUACAAGAAGAAGAAUGUCGAGGCUGACUCUUUUCGGAAACACUUCCCCAAUGUGCCUUUGUUUGGCUUUUUUGGCAAUGGGGAGAUUGGUUGUGAUCGGGUAGUUAGUGGGAGUUUUACACUGCGCGAGUGUAACGCUGAAGAGGACAAUCUUUUACAUGAAUAUUGCACAGUGAUGACCAUUAUUCAUUUCGGACACUCCAAGUAAUGCUUCCCGCAUUGAGUGCUCAUAUAUAUUAUAACUGUACCAAACGUGUCGGCGUUCAGUACCAUUCCUGCCGCAAACCUUAGACUAGUGGUUUCCUGUCUUAUUAUGUGAUAUUGCCUCAAAAUGGGGGGGGGGGGAAACUGCGUUACAAAAUGUCAACACCCUUCUUUUACCUGGCUUUAAUAAACAUAUUGCGUCUUCUAAUAUCAUAUAAUUAUGCUACCACCACUCAGGGUGUGUAUGUCCUGAAAGUGUACAGGUUCAGGACUUAGUGCACGUAGGCUCGCAGAAUCGCCUCACAGUGUGCGACAUUACGUCACGGUGCACCGCUGGUGCCAGGAUUCAGUGCUGCAAUGCACAAAAAGUGAUGGCAGCGCCCGAAGGAGGUGAGGACGUCUGCACUUAGUGGACGGAAGGGUUUGGUGGUGGUCAUAAGGGGCAGCAUCAGUCUGAUUUUGGGGCCGAUUAAUCUGUAGUCUGUAUAAUUUUGUGGGCUGAUCUGGAUUCUGUAUGACUUUGGGGUCUGAUCUGGAGGUUUGUGUAAAUUUGGGGGCUGAUCUGGGGUCUGUAAUGAAUUUGAAGGCUAAUUUUAGGGUUUAAUCAGGGGUCUGUAUGCAUUUGGGGGCUGAUCUGGGUUCUGUAUGACUUUGGGGUCUGAUCUGGAGGUUUGUGUAAAUUUGGGGGCUGAUCUGGGGUCUAAUGAACUUGAAGGCUAACUUAGGGUUUAAUCAGGGGUCUGUAUGCAUUUGGGGGCUGAUUUGGUGUUUAAUCUGGGCUGUGUAUGAAUUUGAGGGCUGAGCUAAGCUCUGUAUGAAUUUGGAAAACUGAUUUGAAUUCGACAAAAUAAAAUCAUUAUACCCCUCGCAUCCCACUAUUCCGACCACUAGGGGAGCUCUUUGCGUGAAGCUCAAGGACAAUCUGUGUGACACGCGUGUGUAUUGUAUUAUAUUUGGAAUGCGAGCUGCCCAUCAACUGGAAUUCGAUGUGUGGCCCAUAUAUCUGGCUGCGUUGGAGACCACUGCUGUAUAUUAUAUAACACUUGUAUAGAAAAGCUGUAUAAUAUAGCAAACACAUUUUCUUUAACGCAGCAGUUAAUGAAGACAUUAAUUUGUAGAUCUGAUAAUAAUGCGCACACGAGGGUUGGGUGAUUUUGCAGGUAAAUGCCUGCUGCUGGUGGUAUCUGGUGCGUGUGCUGAAAUAAUUAGGAAGGAGCACAUUCUGUCUCUGUAACUGUGGAACAUUCGGUGACAGGAUCGCACAUGUCUCAGGAGAUGUUACAGACUGCUGUGUUGCAGCAUGUCAUUUCUGGCUCCAGUCUACUUUUUGCUAUCAUUCUAAUGCAUUGUCGUUCCAAGGUACAUCCACUGGCACAUGGGUGAUAGUCUGUGUUUAUGUAGCACACGUUGGAAAGUUACCCUUUUAAGAGCUAUGCUUUCAUCCUUUCUUAGUCCAUACAGGUACAGGACAAACACUGUCAUGUGUUAAUAUGUGCUUUAGGAAUUUUUGUUUAUGUUUAAUUGUACUUUUGGGAUACAGACAGGUAGGUGACUAGGUCAGAUAUCAGUGGAAGCCUGACGUGGCAAAAUCUGUGUGCUGUACUGGACAUAUAAGCGACUGCAUUCCAGAUCGGAAGUAGCACGAUAGUCUGGCUAUUGAACUCCUGGGAUAAAAAAAAAAGGAGCAAAUGCUACUACACAUUAAAAAAAUGACAUGAUAUUGAUGUUCUAGUGGUAGGCUAUGCCAUCGAUGUCCAGUUGGUCAAGAGUGACCGCACUAGGAAAGCACGGUGUCCCACACUAUUUGGCCAGCAGUAGCCAGCCAUUCAGCUAUUGUGAUAUGUAUCCUUGCGGCCAUUAGUAUAUAUUGUAAAAGCUUAUGUUACUCUGCGUUUAGUAAAUGCUUCAAAUAGACCCUUCUGGAUGUUAGCCCCAAAUUGCCAACCUAUAGGGCAGGUCCGCCCAUAUGUAGAGAGUGUUAGGCUACUUUCACACUUGCGUUUGGAGCGGAUCCAUCUGGUCUCUGCACAGACGGAUCCGCACCUAUAAUGCAAACGAUGGUAUCCGUUCAGAACGGAUCCGUUUGCAUUAUA